GUCAAUUGCUAUCUUGUUUGCUAAUGCAGAAGUGAUGAAUUGAUCUACCUCUCUGCCUAUGGGACAUUAGAUGGCAGACACGGCUUUACUGUGUGCUCUGGAAAUAUCAAUCCCUUGAAAAGAAAGUUAGGAGAUGUGAUGCAUGUGGUUAAUUUGAAAAAGCACCAUCAGAAUUCCUCAUCUUUGCUUGCGUACUAUUACUUAAUCCUUUACGCUAAUUUAUGGCCUGGGUUCUGCAGCCACAACUUUGACAAGCUGGCAUCUCCUGGUCACAUUUUGUUCUCUUCAUGUGGCCUUAUGGAUGAAAUUGUUUGAGCACAAGCCUUUUGAUGCAAGAGCUGUCAUGGGAUUUGGUAUAUUAAAUGGGAUAUCCAUUGGGCUUUUGAAUCUUAGUUUGGGUUUCAAUUCUGUUGGUUUCUACCAGAUGACAAAACUGGCAAUUAUUCCCUGCACUGUUCUUUUGGAGACCCUUUUCUUCAGGAAGAGAUUCAGUAGGAAUAUCCAGCUCUCACUGGCCAUUCUUCUUUUGGGUGUUGGAAUUGCGACUGUGACUGAUCUUCAGCUCAAUCUCCUGGGUUCUGUCCUUUCUCUUCUGGCAGUUAUCACUACAUGCGUAGCUCAAAUUAUGACUAACACCAUUCAGAAGAAGUUCAAAGUAUCUUCCACCCAACUUCUCUACCAGUCUUGCCCUUAUCAGGCGAUAACUUUGUUCAUCAUUGGCCCAUUUCUGGAUGGGCUUUUGACUAACCAGAAUGUUUUUGCUUUCAAGUAUACUCCUCAAGUGCUGUUCUUCAUUGUUCUGUCCUGCCUGAUAUCUGUCUCUGUCAACUUCAGUACAUUUCUGGUAAUUGGAAAGACAUCCCCGGUCACCUAUCAGGUCCUAGGACAUCUGAAAACAUGCCUUGUUUUGGCCUUUGGUUAUGUUCUACUUCGUGAUCCAUUUAGUUGGCGCAACAUUUUGGGGAUCUUGAUUGCUGUAAUUGGAAUGGUCCUUUAUUCAUAUUAUUGUACUACUGAGACCCAGCAGCAGAAGGCUAGUGAAGCAUCAGCACAAUCGCCGCAGGUAAAGGAAAGUGAGUCUGAUCCUCUGAUUAGCGUGGAGAAUGGAAGUGGGAUCUUGAGUGAUGGUGUCGGUCCAAAAGCUCCUGUAUGGAGUUCAAACAAAGACCUGCAUGCAUAAAAUGUUGGAAAUGUUAAAUUCAUUGGUCCUAGAUGGAAAAGGUAGUAAUGAAAACUGUUCCAGCGAUGAAGAUGUUGCUGGUAAGGGUGGGUUAAGUGUCGCACAGCAACAGAUGGGGUAAUUUGGAGAUGAAAACUUCUAUAGAAUAUUAGUUUGGAGAGUGGAAGGACUUGCCUAAUGAUAUACCAGUUUUGGUUAUUGGUAGUGGAAUCAGGAAUUCAGGAUUCAGGCGUGGGGAAUGGAAUUGCAUACCAGAAUUUGAUUUGUUAAAUGUAUAAUGGUCCUAGACGCCGAACAAUUUUUCCUAGCAGUUGUUUCUGGUUAAAAAUAUUCUAUAUUUUUGAAGAAAUUAAGGCGUAUUUUCAUUGA
Messenger RNA from Theobroma umbraticum, 1549 nucleotides. Its product is annotated as Nucleotide/sugar transporter family protein. The record is from RefSeq and is a predicted model, not a curated record. NCBI's taxonomy places the organism in Eukaryota, Viridiplantae, Streptophyta, Magnoliopsida, Malvales, Malvaceae.